Molecule: messenger RNA, 1368 nt
Organism: Raphanus sativus (radish)
Lineage: Eukaryota; Viridiplantae; Streptophyta; Magnoliopsida; Brassicales; Brassicaceae
Product: putative F-box protein At1g53360
Exons: 1
Coding region: 146-1339 (397 amino acids)
Molecular function (GO): protein binding
Source: RefSeq, a predicted model, not a curated record
UCCCACUUGUCAUCUAGUCUGUAUUGGGCUGGGCCUAAUACUGUUUAAGGUUUCUUGCAUAUAAAGUCAGAUAGAAAUCCAGGAUUAAGCGGAAGUCUAGGGCUUGAUUCGUCUUGAGCUCUGAAGCGGUUUAAUAAAAUCUACCAUGAAAAAUUUGGAUCAGCAGUCCUUGGAAGGACUAAUAUCAAUCACGUCCAGACAUGAAACACAAUCGUCAAACUCGGUAAGAGAAUACUCAUCAGACCCACAGAUCCCAGAUGAUCUGCUUAUAACUAUAUUCUCUCUUGUCCCGGCAGAGUCUAUAGCUAGGUUUCGAUGCGUAUCUAAAACAUGGGCAUCAAUACUUCGUCGUUCUGAUUUCACUGAGUUGUUUCUGACAAAGUCUUUGACUCGUCCGCGGCUCUUUGUCGCGGUAAAAUCUAAGGGCAAGUUGUUCUUCCACUCUUCGCCCCAGCCUCAUAAUCUAAACAAUAAUUAUUCUCUUGUAGCCACCUCUUAUCACCCUACGUUUGUUCCUGAUUAUUGUCCAACUUAUAUCUGUAAACCGGUUUUUGGAUUGGUCUUGCUUCAGAGAUGUGGAAUAGAAAAAAGGCCGAUGAUCUGUAACCCUGCCAAGGGAAAAGUCCGAAACUUACCCGAAGUGCCUAGAAAAGGAAUAAACACUCCCAAGGGAAUAUACUUAGGCUACGAUCCAAUCGGCAAACAGUUCAAAGUGUUGUGUUUGAGUAUGAACACCUCACUCUAUAAUACUCAUUGGAUUUUGACAUUGGAGUAUGGAGAGUGUUCGUGGAGAAGUCUCGAACCCGAAUUCAAUUUUAAGGAGAAAAGAAGUGGUGGAGUAGAUCGUGAUAUUAAUAUAUGCAUAAAUGGUGUCUUGUAUUUCGAGGGUUGUUUGGAAUGGUCUUUUGUGAUAGUUUGGUUUGAUGUUAGGUCAGAGAAGUUCGGUUUUAUUAACAAAAAUGAAGACAUGUUACCAAAGCCUUUUGCUUAUGAUUGUACUAGGCCUUCAACUUUGUUCAACUACAAAGAUAAACUAGGCAUACAUUGUCGGGUUGAACGAAACCUUGUGUUGUGGGUUCUAGAAGAUGCUGGAAAUCAUAAAUGGUACAAGCAUAGCUAUGUACUUCCUCCUAGGUGGUCCGCGGUACCUACGGAAUGUAUGUUUGUUGGAAUGACUAGUACAGGUGAAAUUGUCUACUCGUGGAACUCUUGUGUUUACUUCUACAAUUUGGAGAGGGACACUGUCAAAAGAGUCAAUAUUCACGGUCUGGAAGGGAUUGAGCAUCCUACAUUUAUCAACACCUUUGUAGACUAUGCGGAGAAUAUGAAUUUUAUGUAACUGUGUUCGAAAGGCUUUCAUGUAUUAUU